Molecule: messenger RNA, 960 nt
Organism: Aspergillus mulundensis
Lineage: Eukaryota; Fungi; Ascomycota; Eurotiomycetes; Eurotiales; Aspergillaceae
Product: aldo/keto reductase
Exons: 3
Coding region: 1-960 (319 amino acids)
Biological process (GO): D-xylose catabolic process
Cellular component (GO): cytosol
Molecular function (GO): D-xylose reductase (NADPH) activity
Source: RefSeq, a predicted model, not a curated record
AUGUCGACCUCUCUCAUCAAGCUCAACAGCGGCUACGACAUGCCCCAAGUGGGCUUCGGCUUAUGGAAGGUCAACAACGACACCUGCGCAGACCAAGUCUACGAGGCCAUCAAGGCCGGAUACCGUCUGUUUGAUGGCGCAUGUGACUACGGCAACGAAGUCGAAGCCGGCCAGGGCGUCGCCCGCGCCAUUAAAGAAGGCAUCGUGACCCGCUCAGACCUCUUCAUCGUCUCCAAGCUCUGGAACAGCUUCCACGACGGCGAGCGCGUCGAGCCCAUUGCCCGAAAACAGCUAGCCGACUGGGGAAUCGACUACUUUGACCUGUACAUCGUUCACUUUCCAGUCUCGCUCACAUACGUCGACCCCGAGGUCCGCUACCCACCCGGUUGGGAGAACGCCGAAGGAAAGGUCGAGCUUGGCAAGGCCACGAUCCAGGAGACGUGGACUGCUAUGGAGGGACUUGUUGAUAAGGGCUUGGCCCGGAGCAUCGGGAUCAGUAACUUCAGCGCGCAAUUGCUGCUGGAUCUACUGCGGUAUGCGCGGAUUCGACCUGCGACGCUGCAGAUUGAGCACCAUCCGUACCUGACGCAGGAGCGGCUUGUGGCGUUUGCUAAGCGUGAGGGCAUUGCCGUGACGGCGUACUCGUCGUUUGGGCCAUUGAGCUUUAUUGAGCUGAAUGUGAAGCACGCCGAAGGGGCACAGCCUCUGUUUGAGCAUGAGGCUAUCAAGAGCCUCGCGGAGAAGUAUGGAAAGACUCCGGCGCAGGUGUUACUGAGGUGGGCGACGCAAAGGGGCAUUGCGGUCAUCCCCAAGAGCAACAAUCCGAAGCGGUUGGUGGAGAAUCUGGACGUCGUUGGGUUUGAUCUUAAGGAGGAAGAGAUCGAGGCUAUUAGUGCGCUGGAUCGCGGGUUACGGUUUAAUGAUCCUCAUAGCUACGACCUGCCCAUUACUAUCUUCUAG